Molecule: messenger RNA, 1715 nt
Organism: Podospora bellae-mahoneyi
Lineage: Eukaryota; Fungi; Ascomycota; Sordariomycetes; Sordariales; Podosporaceae
Exons: 3
Coding region: 198-491 (97 amino acids)
Biological process (GO): mRNA splicing, via spliceosome
Cellular component (GO): U6 snRNP; precatalytic spliceosome; U4/U6 x U5 tri-snRNP complex
Molecular function (GO): RNA binding
Source: RefSeq, a predicted model, not a curated record
GCCAAGCUCUGGAGAGCUUCACGAGUGAGGCUCAAGCUCAAACAGCAAAGCGUAUCCAAAAUAAUUCUUAACCACCCCUUCCCGCAUUCACAAUUCGCACCUCCGACACAUCGCCAACCACCUCUGAAAGCCUUCCUUUUUACCAACCCCACAACAGCACCCCUCCUCUCACUCUCAACCUCCCAACCCACAACAAAAUGUCAAUCAACAGCUACAUCUCCAAAAAGGUCUGCAUCAUCACCACCGACGGCAGAACGCUGGUCGGCACCCUCGCCGCGUACGACAACACAACCAACCUCGUCCUCCAAAACACCAUCGAGCGUAUCAUCCGCACCCCCGAUGACGCCGAGCCCUCGGCCCAGGUUCCCCUGGGCCUCUACCUCAUCCGCGGCGAGAACGUCUGCACGAUCGGGCUCGUGGACGAGGCGCUAGACGACAGCAUCAACUGGGCCGAGGUCAAAGGGGCUGUGAUUGGGACUACGAAGCAUUAAGCAACUAAGAGGCAAAGACUGGGGAGGUUAAAGAUUUGAUAAAUACAAAGGAGAAAGAAGAAUGGCACGUUAAGAGCUGGGUUUUGACUGUGAAGGAAAUGAUAAUGGCCAGUUAAAAAGAGGUUUGGGAAGCGGCGGUUCUACUACAGCAUUGGGAGAGGAAGUUUUGAGAAACAGUUAUGGCGUUUAGGAGUCGCACACAUAUAUGUGCAAUGGUUUGCCUCGAUGGAAUUCAAGAGAUACCCCAUGAGUAAAAGAAAAAAGCUGGUGAUCAUAGGAAGGAAUCUACAGAGUUUUAUUUUUCCCCAUAUCAGACAAUUUCUACCUACACCUAGGCAAAGAUUCUGUCCAGCAAAAUACCAGCAAAGGCAUCCUGGCCCGGCGACGCCACUACCCUGUUGAUUCUGUUGCCCCUUCUCAGACUGAGCCACCCCAUCGUGUCACCAGGAACCUCAUCGAACGUGACGGCAUCCAUUGGGUCCUCGGGGUGUGUCUCUACUGUGCUGUCGACCUCGGCCGGCUUGGCUCUCCCACGGUUAUCGAUGACGUGCAUGCCCCUUGUCCACUGGCCGCAGGUCUCGACUCGGAUGUCUUCUGGCUUGGGCACAGUCGUCCACUCGGGAUGGUCGCGCGUCAGCAUGUACCAGAUGGUCAGCGGGUCAUGAAGGGACAGGCCCUCGUUGUGGCCCUCGCCGAGCAUCGAGUCAAUCUUGUUAAAAGUGCCAUUCAAAAAGGUUUCGGUCCACUUGGCAAGGGGACUGCCUUGCUUCAGCAGCGGCUGGAUCUUUUGGUUGAAAGUCUCCUUGUGGAGCUCGUGGGGAGUAGUGAUAUCCAAGGGGAACAAGCUCAGCUUGAGUUGACGGGGCAACUUCUCAGGAUAGGCACCCAAGACUGACUUGCCGUGUAUUGUUGGUGGCAUUGUCGAUGAGGGGACCUUGGACGUGAGAGCGUAAACUCUGGCAGCGGCAACAGCAUCGGCCAUGCAGUUGAACUCGGCCACAGGAGUCACGUUUCCAAUGGUGUUGACAGCACCUCCCAUCACAACAAGCUCCUUGACGCGGAGGAAGGUCUCAGGGUCCUUAGCGGCUGCGAGGGCAACGUUGGUGAGUGGCCCAACGGCAACGACUGUGAUGGUGUCCUCUGGCUCUUCCCUCAAGAUGCGGAGGAUCUCCUCGUGGGCAGGACCCUUGCUAGGAGUGAAGAAACGGGAGAAUGAUGGUGGCU